This is a messenger RNA of Gadus morhua (Atlantic cod), 2320 nucleotides long. RefSeq names its product extracellular calcium-sensing receptor-like. Gene Ontology annotation, cellular component: plasma membrane. Gene Ontology annotation, molecular function: G protein-coupled receptor activity. The transcript has 7 exons. The record is from RefSeq and is a predicted model, not a curated record. The coding region runs from base 2 to 2320 and encodes 772 amino acids. NCBI's taxonomy places the organism in Eukaryota, Metazoa, Chordata, Actinopteri, Gadiformes, Gadidae. Gene Ontology annotation, biological process: G protein-coupled receptor signaling pathway.
CAUGGACACGCGUGAAUUGCGCUUUGCGCGUGCUAUGGUCUUCGCCAUCGAAGAAAUUAACAACAGCUCGGAGCUUCUGCCGGGCAUUACACUCGGUUACCAAAUCCAUGACUCCUGUGCCUCGGUACCCGUAGCUGUCCAGGUGGCAUUUCAGCUUGCAAAUGGCCUGCAGCAGUUGUAUGACUCAAACAAAGUGUGUUCACGAUCUGGUAGGGUAACGGCUGUAGUUGGUGAGUCUGGAUCCACGCCAACUAUGAGCAUUUCGCGAAUCAUCGGGCCCUUUGACAUUCCACAAGUGAGUCACUUUGCUACAUGCGCAUGUUUGUCUGACAAGAGGCAAUUCCCAACAUUUUUUCGAACCAUCCCCAGUGACCAGUUCCAGGCAGAGGCUCUUGCCAAACUCGUGAAACAUUUUGGUUGGACUUGGAUUGGCGCUGUCCGGUCUAGAUCAGACUAUGGUAACAAUGGGAUGGCGUCCUUUCUACGAGCAGCGUACGAAGAGGGUAUAUGUGUUGAAUACUCUGAAUCUUUCUAUCGUACUGAUCCACAGAACAAGAUUCAACAAGUUGCUGACGUUAUCCGCAGGUCUACAGCCAUGAUUAUCGUGGCAUUCACAGCAUCAGGAGAUAUGAAGAUUCUGCUGGAGGAGUUGGCCCGCAAGCCCUUUCCUCCCAGACAAUGGAUAGGCACUGAAUCAUGGGGAACUGCUCCUGAAUUUCUGAAGUUUGACUUUUGUGCUGGGGCAAUUGGAUUUGGUAUUCCACAAUCUGUUAUACCUGGAUUUCGAGAAUACUUAUUAGAUCUUUCCAAUGCCAAAGUAGCUGCGUCUAAACUGCUUACUGAAUUGUGGGAGGGUGCAUUCAACUGCCAGCUAGAAAAAACGGAUAGAGUGUGUGAUGGAACUGAAGAUAUACAGAAGCUCCAAAGCCCAUACACUGACACCUCUCAGCUCAGAAUCACAAACAUGGUGUACAAAGCUGUUUACUCAAUAGCACAUGCUGUACACAAUAUUCUGUGUAACAAGAUAAACUCCACAGUGCAAUGUGAUCCAUUCUUGAAGAUCGAGCCACUGCAGGUUUUAGAUCAGUUGAAAAGGGUGAAUUUCUCUCGUCAUGGUUACCAUGUCUCAUUUGAUGCCAAUGGUGACCCUGUGGCCUUCUAUGAGCUGAUUAACUGGAAGAGAAAUGAGAAUGGGGGUCUGGAGUUUGUAAAAGUGGGACACUAUGAUGACUCGCUUCCUAUUGGACAGAAGUUCAAUAUGAUAAAGAAUAUCAGCUGGUCAGAUGGUGGUGGACAGGUGCCUGUGUCUGUAUGCAGUGACAGCUGUCCACCAGGAACGCGUAAGGUUCUCCAGAAGGGAAAGCCGGAUUGCUGCUAUGAUUGUGUACCAUGUGCUGAAGGAGAGAUUAGUAAUACUUCAGAUUCUUCAGAUUGUUUCCCUUGUCCCAAUGAGUUCUGGCCAAAUGAAGGGAAAAAAUUAUGUCUUCCUAAGCCUGUUGAGUUUCUCUCUAUGCAUGAGGUUCUGGGAAUUAUUUUGGCAGUAUGCUCAGUUGUAGGAGCCUGUUUAACCAUUCUUACAGCCAUAGUGUUCUUCCAGCACAGAGCAUCUGCUAUUGUUAGGGCCAACAACUCUGAGCUGAGCUUCCUGCUGCUCUUCUCCUUGACUUUAUGUUUCCUGUGUUCUCUGACUUUCAUUGGUCCACCUUCAGACUGGUCGUGUAUGCUUCGCCACACAGCUUUUGGGAUCACAUUUGUCCUCUGUAUCUCUUGUGUUCUGGGCAAGACCAUAGUGGUGUUAAUGGCAUUUAAAGCUACACAACCAGGACGCAAUGUAGCAAAAUGGUUUGGCCCUACACAGCAGAGAAUGACUGUAGUGUCUUUUACAUUUGUUCAAGUUUUGAUCUGCACUAUUUGGUUGGUUUUGAAGCCUCCCUUCUCUAUGAGAAACCUGACUAUCUACAAGGAGAAAAUCAUUCUAGAAUGUGCAUUAGGCUCAUCAUUAGGUUUCUGGGCUGUGCUUGGGUACAUCGGGCUCCUUGCUGUAUUUUGUUUUGUAUUAGCUGUUUUAGCCCGAAAACUACCUGACAAUUUUAAUGAAGCUAAGCUAAUCACAUUUAGUAUGCUAAUAUUCUGUGCUGUUUGGACUACUUUUAUCCCAGCUUACAUCAGUUCCCCUGGGAAGUUCACUGUAGCUGUUGAGAUUUUUGCCAUAUUGGCCUCUAGUUUUGGAUUGAUUAUCUGUAUAUUUGUUCCUAAAUGUUUCAUAAUUUUGUUUCGGCCAGAGAAAAACACCAAGAAAAAUGUAAUGGGUAAAAAAUAA